Molecule: messenger RNA, 2228 nt
Organism: Myotis davidii
Lineage: Eukaryota; Metazoa; Chordata; Mammalia; Chiroptera; Vespertilionidae
Gene: TNFSF13
Product: tumor necrosis factor superfamily member 13
Exons: 6
Coding region: 1019-2209 (396 amino acids)
Biological process (GO): positive regulation of isotype switching to IgA isotypes; immune response
Cellular component (GO): membrane
Molecular function (GO): tumor necrosis factor receptor binding; receptor ligand activity
Source: RefSeq, a predicted model, not a curated record
GUGCGAGUGGGGACCCACAGGCCUGCGGCCCCCGAGGUGUGGGCAGAGCGUGGAAGGGCAAAGUGCCAGGAAACAGAGUCAAGCCUCUGCCCAAGGUCCAGCAGCAGUGGCCUCAUUUACCUAGGAGGCGGGCUUCCUCCCGCGGGGAUUCCCUGGCGGGCGGAACAGGGGCCCUUCCUCUUGGCAGCCUCGGGACCUGGGCAGGUGCUGGCACAGGGCCCGGCUCGAUGUGGGGUGGGAGCAGGCCUCAAGGAGGCUUCAGGGUCGGCCCGCAGGACGCUGGGGCCCAGGAACACGGGAACCUCGACCCCGGGAUCCCGGGAAGGACCCCUACCGUGAUGGGGUGCUUGGGGCCGUCUCUUCUCGCUUCACCCAGAGCCUUAUGUAACAGCUUUUCUCGGGAAACAGGAAGUCGUGUUUGCCAAGUUCAGCACAGAGAGUGGUGCCGGCCUUAUUCCAGCGCGCCCGGCCUGGCCUUAACCCCAGAGCCCGGCCGGUUUCUUGCUUCAGGGACCCUGGCUCUCCUCGCGGGCCUCUUUCCUCCCUUCUUACCUCCAGUCAGUCCUAGCAAACUCGCCCGGAGCUCACUCCUCGGCCUGGGCCAGGGGGUCUUCCGCCCUCAUCCCUUGACCCUCCACACUGCCCAGCUUGUCCCUUCAUCCCUGCUCCUGGCACCAUGCCCCACCGCCAGCCAACCUUCCCUCCCCCACUGCUGGGGCCGCCCCAGGUUCCUGCGCUUUGGCCGCUCCUCCUGGGUGCCACCGCAGCCCUGUGCUUCCUCGAGGGACGGGCACCACGUUCUCCGGAGGCUGCAGGGUGGGGGGCUCAGCAACACUGGCCCCGCAGCAGCGUGCCAGGAGCACCCGGUGCCCUAGCUUGCUUUCCUCCUCCCUCCUUUUUAUUCUCAAGUUCCUUUUUAUUUCUCCCUUGCGUAACGCCCUUCUCCCUUCGGCACCACUGCCUGCACCUCCUUGCCACCCACUCCUGAAGCCACCGCUGUUGGCAGGGUCCCCAGCUCAUGCCAGCCUCAUCUCCUUCCUUUCCAGCCCCCAGAGGGCCCCCGGGAGACAUGGGGGGCCGGGUCCGAGAGCCAGCGCUCUCAGUUGCCCUCUGGUUGAGUUGGGGGGCGGCUUUGGGGGCUGUGGCUUGUGCCAUAGCUCUGCUGAUCCAACAAACAGAGCUGCAAAUCCUACGAAGAGAGGUGACCCAGCUGCAGAGGACUGGGGGGCCCUCUGGAAAGGGGGAAGGGUACCCAUGGCUGAGCCCCCAGGAGCAGAGCCCUGACAGCCUGGGAGCCCUGGAGAAUGGGGAGAGGUCCCGGAGAAAGAGAGCAGUGCUCGCCCAUAAGCAGAAGAGGAAGCACUCGGUUCUGCAUCUUGUUCCCCUGAACAUGACCUCCAAGGCGGACUCUGAUGUGACAGAGUUGAUGUGGCAACCGGCUCUUAUGCGUGGGCGAGGUCUGGAGGCCCAAGGAUACGUUGUUCGAGUCUGGGAUGCUGGAGUGUACCUGCUCUAUAGCCAGGUCCUGUUUCACGAUGUGACUUUCACCAUGGGUCAAGUGGUGUCCCGGGAGGGCCAGGGAAAGCAGGAGACCCUCUUCCGCUGUAUACGGAGCAUGCCCUCCAACCCAGACUGGGCCUACAAUAGCUGCUACAGCGCAGACUGUGAUUUCAGGAAUAUAAAGGAGGGAGAGUAUCUUGCUUUUGUCUCUGAUCUAGCCCCAGGUUCUUGGGGCUGUGGAGGGCGAGGAGAGAAUGCCAGGCAUUGUCUCCCUGCUCCGGGCCCUGGAACGCUUCCAGGACGGCACCGCCACCUAGCGGCGGCCUGCGAGAACCGCCUGCCGGCGGAGUGCACAAAGCCGCCCCGCGCGAGGAAACUCCCGGCUCCGGCGCCGCACCUUCCUCGAGGCAUCCAUCCUGUCUCUUCGCCGCACCCUCACUCCCCUCCACCCACCGCGCCUCGGCUUCCAUCACGAGAGGACUAUUUAUUGCGGGACUCGGCAGGGGAUGCCCGACGACGACGGUCCCCGUGCGGCCACGUUCCUCUUUGGGUCCCAGGUUUUGCCUUUCAUGCUCGGCAUCCCCCGGCGGGGCAGGCCGCUCCAAGCCCCUCUGGGCUGAGACGGGUCGCCGGGGAGCCUUGGAUGAAACCAUUGCACGUCUUGAUGCUGGUCUUGCCUCACGCCUUUCUUUGUUCUACUCAAAAUUAAUAAAAGAGAAUAAGUGAUA